AUGGAAAAAACCGCCUGCAUCCAAGACACUUUCGUGGCCGCCGCCAGACAGUAUAUCAGCAGUAAUGUGUCCUCGGACAUCUUCAAAGAGGAGAACGUGAUGAACGCAGCGGUGCUACGCCCCAUGUACAAUAUUUUCCGAAGAUUCGCGCCAGGUGACGGGAAGGUCGAGAUUCCGGGACAGACCUCCAAGAAAUUGUUUUUCAUCAACUGGGCCUCCACUUUGUGCGAGCCUCCACAAAAUGGCAUGUACCAUAAGCAGAGCAUUGUCUACAAGCUGGGUAUUCCUGGCAAGCUCAGUGUAAACGUGGCGCUCUCACGAUUCCCUCCUUUUCUGGAUGCCUUCAAGUGUCCCCCAGGGUCCCUCAUAAAAUCGGCGAAACAGUGCAUCUUUUGGUGA
Molecule: messenger RNA, 399 nt
Organism: Ixodes scapularis (black-legged tick)
Lineage: Eukaryota; Metazoa; Arthropoda; Arachnida; Ixodida; Ixodidae
Product: neprilysin-1-like
Exons: 1
Coding region: 1-399 (132 amino acids)
Biological process (GO): protein processing
Cellular component (GO): plasma membrane
Molecular function (GO): metalloendopeptidase activity
Source: RefSeq, a predicted model, not a curated record